AAGAUCAAUAAAACAAAAAGUAGCUGUUGCCUACAGUAAAGUGUGAAAGAUCCAGCAAUAGAAGAAAGUACAAACACCAAGUGUUUCGUUGAAAAUGGCGUGGCAUACCCGCAAAUCACUUACCUGUCUUAGCAUCGGCUGGCUCAUGCUUUUGUUGGACAUGCCGCUUGUGCUGAGCGGCAAAAGCAGCUGUCCAUAUGACGUCUUCAAGCCACAGAAGGCGACCUGUACAAACGACAUAGCUCCAAGCAUAAUAAUUAGCACCGUGCGCGCAGAGCAAAAGGAGCUAAAUGUAACACCCGUUCAUAGCGUGAAUAUCCCCUUCAAAACGGCCACAUUUGGCAUGGGCUGCUUCUGGGGUGCUGAAUCGCUGUUUGGCGGCACUAAGGGCAUCUUGCGCACCACUGUCGGCUAUGAGGGCGGCUCCAAGGAUUCACCAACUGGUGACCACACUGAAGUUUUGGAGAUUGACUAUGACCCCAAUGCCAUUUCGUUCAAACAACUGUUGCAUCUCUUCUGGAACAAUCACGAAUAUGGUCUCACCAACCCCAUCAAGCGUCAGUAUAUGUCGUUGAUCUUGUACCAUGAUGAUGAGCAAAAGAAAAUCGCCGAAGAAUCUAUCGUUGAGGAACAAAAGAAGCGCGUACCUGAGAAAAUUAUCACCGAGAUUCUGCCGAAAGGCAAAUUCUACCCGGCUGAAGACUAUCACCAGAAAUACCGCCUCCAAGGUCACAGGGAUCUUGUAGAAACUCUGAAUUUUGAUGCCAAGCUACUGCGCACUUCAUACAUUGGCACUAAAUUGAAUGGUUAUCUGGCUGGCGUGGGCGGCAUCAAGCAGUUCAAAGAGGAGGUCGACACUUUCGGUCUGACGCCAUCACAAAAAGAAUACUGCUUGUAUCAUGUGGAGCAGAAUGAGGGCAUGGGAUUGUACUGCUGACCGAAUGAUGGAUCGUCAUGUAGCUAUCGGCGCCGUCGUGGGCCGUUGAUUGAUGUGAAAAAGCAGAAAUAUACUUCUGCAUGAAUUUAAUGAUAUUUAUUUGUUCAAAAUUGGUUAAACAAUGAUUAUCUCAGCGAAGCAGUUCGCUUCGUUUUACUUUAAUAGUAGUUAACGGUGGAUGCAGAUAUUAAGUGCAUGCACACGUAAGGCUUAUGUAUUAUUAUUUUUAUUAUGAAUGUAGUAUGAAAUUAGAACUUUUUAUGAUAUAAUUUUAAAGUUUUAAGUGAGUGUGAUAGAAAUAUUCCAAAAAAUGUGUGAUUCUACAAAAAAAAACUCCAAAAAAAGCUAUGGGAAAUACCAAUAAAAUAGAUUUUAGUAAAUGA
This is a messenger RNA of Anastrepha ludens (Mexican fruit fly), 1320 nucleotides long. It is a transcript of the gene MsrA, whose product is annotated as peptide methionine sulfoxide reductase. The record is from RefSeq and is a predicted model, not a curated record. The transcript has 4 exons. NCBI's taxonomy places the organism in Eukaryota, Metazoa, Arthropoda, Insecta, Diptera, Tephritidae. Gene Ontology annotation, molecular function: peptide-methionine (S)-S-oxide reductase activity. The coding region runs from base 95 to 937 and encodes 280 amino acids.